Vitis riparia (riverbank grape) is the source of this 593-nucleotide messenger RNA. RefSeq lists its product as uncharacterized. Bases 107 to 340 code for a protein of 77 amino acids. The transcript is spliced from 4 exons. Lineage: Eukaryota; Viridiplantae; Streptophyta; Magnoliopsida; Vitales; Vitaceae. Gene Ontology annotation, cellular component: chloroplast. The record is from RefSeq and is a predicted model, not a curated record.
CGUAACAAACACACCGAUAAAGAAAGGCGGGCCGGACUCGGCGUAGAGAAAGUUGUGGGAGAUCGCAGCGCCGCAGAAGAAGCGUUAGCAUCACCUUCAAUCAGCUAUGGAUUCGUCUUCCCAUCCCUCACAGACGGGUGACGUUGCUUGGAAACACAAGAGAGGACCCCCUUUCGCGUUAUUUGUUCCUCUUAUUUAUGCCCCUAUUCUUCCCAUCAUUCGAAUCACGCUGCGGAAGAAUCCGGUUCUGAGGGACCGCUUGUUCUAUGGUGUGUUGGCCGGCGCAUUCGGUCAUGGUUUGUAUUUGAUAACGGAUUUAUAUGAUACCGAGAAAAAGUGAAAUGUGCAGAUCAUGGAUUGGGAAAGUCUAUUUGCUUACACCUCUUCAAGAACUUACUAGAUUGUGAAUCUUAUGCAGCUCUGAAUACUCUGUAACAGCAGGACUAGUUCUUGUUCUUAUCUUUUUUUUUUUUUUUUGAUAAGCAAUUUUGGAAUUGUAUUCUUAUCAUGCCUUCUAAGGUGGAAUGAUGGCAUAUUUGUAUGAGAUGACAUGGUGAAUAAAACGAGGAAGCUGCUGUUUGCUAAGUUGCAAA